AUCGUAUUGGUAUCUUCUUUUUUUUAUAUUUGUACCUUUAAGUUGAAUGAUUCAUACAAUUGCACCGUCCGGCACCUCUAUUGACACGUAUGUAACGCCGUUUCAUGAGCGUUAUUCUUCUCCGGCUAUGCUUUCAUUGUUUUCGCAGCGAAACCGCAUUAAUCUUUGGAGAAAGUUGUGGAUUGAUCUUGCAACAGCUCAGCGCGAAGCAGGUCUUGAGCAAAUCACAGAUAUUGCUCUUGAAGCUCUUAAAAGGCAUUCAGAGAUUACAGAUGAGGAGCUAGAAAUUGCGCGUAAUGAAGAGAAACGCUGCAAACAUGAAGUAAUGGCGCAUAUUUAUACAUAUAUUAAGGUAGCACCUGAGGCAAGUAGUAUUUUACAUUUAGGUGCUACGUCUUGUUAUGUUAUGGACAAUGCAGAUCUAAUUGUUAUGCGGGAUGGGUUGGAUAUUGUAUUAAACAAGCUAGCAAAUGUAAUACAUCGACUUUCAACGUUUUGUAGGACGUAUAAAGGACUUCCUAUGCUUGGAUAUACACAUUAUCAACCGGCACAAUUGACGACAGUUGGAAAACGGGGGGCAUUAUGGCUUCAGGAUUAUGUUUGGGAUCUAAGAAAUUUAAAAAGAGCAAAGGAAUGUCUUUGUUUUAGAGGGGUUAAAGGAACAACGGGUACACAGGCAUCAUUUCUUGCAUUAUUUGAUCAAGAUCAUGAUAAAGUAAAACAAGUUGAACAACGUGUAGCAGAAUUAUCAGGAUUCAGUCGUACAUAUCUAAUAACAGGGCAAACAUAUUCUAGAAAAGUAGAUAUUGAUAUCUUAGGACCAUUAGCAUCAUUUGGUGCAUCUGCACAUAAAAUGGCAACAGAUCUUCGAUUAUUAGCAAAUGAAAAGCAAAUAGAAGAACCAUUUGAUAUAGGUCAGAUUGGAUCAAGUGCUAUGGCGUACAAACGAAAUCCAAUGCGAUCAGAAAGAAUUUGUGCACUAGCAAGACAUUUAAAUGUAUUAUACUUGGAUGCAACAAUGACUCAUUCAGUGCAAUGGUUUGAAAGAACAUUGGAUGACAGUGCAAAUAGAAGAAUAUGUAUUCCUGAAGCAUUUCUUGCUGCAGAUGCAAUAUUAGAGCUAUUGAUGAAUAUAACAUCAGGGUUAAUUGUAUAUCCAAACGUUAUUUCCAAGAUAAUUGCAAAAGAGCUCCCAUUCAUGGCAACAGAGAACAUUAUUAUGGCAAUGGUACGCAAAGGUGGUGAUCGUCAAAUAUGUCAUGAAAAGAUUAGAAUCCUUUCAAGAGAAGCAUCAUAUAUGGUGAAAGAAGAAGGAAAAGACAAUGAUCUGAUUGAAAGAAUACAAAAGGAUGUAUAUUUUGAGCCCAUCUGGUCAGAGUUAGACGCUUUAUUAGAUCCAAGUACAUUUAUUGGACGUGCACCUGAACAAACUGAACAAUUCCUAAAUACAGAAGUCGAGGAAGCACUUGAACCUUUUAGAAAUCAUCUAACUGACCGGGAAGUUGAUUUAACUGUUUAACACUGUUUUUACUUGUAAUUAUGGACCAAAUAUGGGAAUCUUGU
Molecule: messenger RNA, 1563 nt
Organism: Pneumocystis carinii B80
Lineage: Eukaryota; Fungi; Ascomycota; Pneumocystomycetes; Pneumocystales; Pneumocystaceae
Product: adenylosuccinate lyase
Exons: 5
Coding region: 47-1519 (490 amino acids)
Biological process (GO): 'de novo' AMP biosynthetic process
Cellular component (GO): cytosol
Molecular function (GO): N6-(1,2-dicarboxyethyl)AMP AMP-lyase (fumarate-forming) activity; (S)-2-(5-amino-1-(5-phospho-D-ribosyl)imidazole-4-carboxamido) succinate lyase (fumarate-forming) activity
Source: RefSeq, a predicted model, not a curated record